ACAUAUCUCUCUCUUGUUAUUAAAUACAAGGUCUCCCCCUUGUGGAUGGAGGCUGCAGUGCUACUCCUGACAUUUAAAAGUGAGCGUUAUGUAGUUAGGUGAAAUUAUUCGUUUUAAUAAGGAAAAAAUAAAUCUGACAUUGAUGUUAUUUCAUAUUUAUUCACGCUUCUUAAAAGGAGUUUCAUUUGAUCCAAAUUAGUGCGCCUGUAGUGAAUUCAGAACGGGAAACAAGCCAGCUUUGGGUUAGAUAGUUUAGAACUACUGGCUCCUCUUGUUUUGAUUCUCUCUCAAUCUUUAAUGGAUUUGGAGAAAGAUGGAUGAAGAUGCGUCGCUUGAGAGUUACUUUGACCAGUCAAUUGCUGGUUCCUCUAAGUACAUGUUUGGAGGAGAUUUGGGUUUGCAGGGCCCACCACAGCUUCAGGAUCCCUCGUUCCUUUCAUCCUCUAUCUCCAACCAACAGAAAGAUCUGUCUGAUGAUCUGGACCUGAGCUUUCUGCCUGAUGAGCUCAGUGCUCAGGAUGAAGGGGGAGAGGGCCGUACAGAUGACAGCGGUGUUUACCUGGACUGUACGACUCCAGCGACAACUGAAGCAGACGCUGAGGUCAAUACUGGGCCGCCGGCAUCCUCCUCCUUCUGCAACCUCCCUAUGACCCCCAUGACACCCAUGACCCCUGUCGCCCCUGUUUCAGAAAGUUCAGGAAUCAUCCCACAAUUGCAGAAUAUAGUGUCUACAGUAAACCUGGCUUGUCCUCUAGACCUGAAAGCCAUUGCACUUCAAGCUCGAAAUGCUGAGUACAAUCCAAAGCGUUUUGCUGCUGUAAUUAUGCGGAUCCGUGAACCCAGGACCACAGCCCUCAUUUUCAGCUCAGGAAAAAUGGUCUGCACUGGUGCAAAGAGUGAGGAGCAGUCUCGUCUAGCUGCAAGGAAGUACGCCCGGGUGGUACAGAAGCUCGGCUUCCCAGCCAAAUUUCUUGACUUCAAGAUCCAGAACAUGGUUGGCAGUUGUGAUGUGUGUUUCCCUAUACGCUUGGAGGGCCUGGUUCUGACACACCAACAGUUCAGCAGCUAUGAACCAGAGUUGUUUCCUGGUUUGAUUUAUCGGAUGGUAAAGCCACGGAUUGUCCUUCUGAUUUUUGUGUCUGGAAAGGUUGUUCUCACAGGUGCUAAAGACCGUUCUGAAAUCUAUGAAGCUUUUGAGAAUAUCUACCCAAUUCUGAAAGGAUUCAGGAAACAGUAAAAAAAAAAGUGCACUUCUACUUUUUAGUGAUUCUUUAAGUUUUCACUUGAAUCAAAACUUUGUUAGAGGACAUUUUGUAUUUUGUUUGCAAGCUUUGUACGUUUUUUGUAUGUGAUUCUGUCGUUGUGAUUACCGUUUGAGUGUUGAGAGGGAAAUGUUUUGUUAACACUUUUUGCUAAAUAGAACACUAAACUAUAAAAGUCUAAUUUUCUGAUAACUGGUUCUGAUUUUUAUACUAGAAAAAUGAUGCAAUACACCAUGCUGUUUCAGACCCUCUGUGGAUGUCAUGCUUGAAUUCUCAGGUGGCCUUGUUUUUCACAGCUUGUUGCCCCGGCCCACCUUUGCUCAAGUUCUCCUAAAAGAAUGUUGCUCUAUCAAUUUUAGGAUUUAAGGCGAUUAAAACGUGCUGUUUAUUAAUUG
Clarias gariepinus (North African catfish) is the source of this 1657-nucleotide messenger RNA. It is a transcript of the gene tbpl2, whose product is annotated as TATA box binding protein like 2. Gene Ontology annotation, molecular function: RNA polymerase II general transcription initiation factor activity; DNA binding. Lineage: Eukaryota; Metazoa; Chordata; Actinopteri; Siluriformes; Clariidae. Gene Ontology annotation, biological process: DNA-templated transcription initiation. The transcript has 7 exons. The coding region runs from base 314 to 1237 and encodes 307 amino acids. The record is from RefSeq and is a predicted model, not a curated record.